Molecule: messenger RNA, 3441 nt
Organism: Mollisia scopiformis
Lineage: Eukaryota; Fungi; Ascomycota; Leotiomycetes; Helotiales; Mollisiaceae
Product: WD40 repeat-like protein
Exons: 2
Coding region: 407-3184 (925 amino acids)
Molecular function (GO): protein binding
Source: RefSeq, a predicted model, not a curated record
CACGCAGGCAAACAUACAAGCAUUCACGUACGGUCGCAUCGCAACCUUGAGUCCUCGUUAUUCCAUUCUUCGACGACCUGCAGCAGACCGCAGAGUUGAGUUGUUGUUCGUCCAUCUCUGCGCGACACCUCCCACAUCCCGCGACAAUUGUUCCAGAAUCUUUGGCACAUUCUCGAGCCGGCCAUUGGCGAUACCACCAAGCGGUGCCUGAUUCAACCCGCCAAACGUCAGCCUCGUUCACUUCACCUUCCAACACAACAUCAACACACAUCCAUACGCGUCUCGAUAUCCUCUGCGACACGGAUUUGGUGAAGGGUGUCUUCCUUGCCAUUCCUUUAGGAUUGUUACCAUUCUACGAUUCCGUUGAAAAUAGACGUCUACACCUGCUGGUGGUUCUGUGGCGGCCAUGACGUCUUACGAAGGAUCCCCUCCAGAUGAAGGCUACAGCGAGGAUCCUUUGACCGUGAGCCCUUCCGGAGCUCUUCCUCCAUGGAUGGCCUCAAUGACGGUGCCGGAACGUACAGAGUAUGUUAUGAGCGUCAUUGCCCACCUACCUACCUCUGAAGUUGCCGAAAUCGUUCGCAGACUCCGUCCUAGACUCUACAUCAAUUUCUUUAAGAAGCUCCCUCCCGAGGUCUGUCUCAAGAUUCUCGGUUUCCUAGACCCAGUUUCCUUGAUCAAUACUGCGCGCGGUUCCCGAGAAUGGAUGCUCCUAGCCCUCGAUCGGAAGUUGUGGGAACAACUGUAUAUACUGGAAGGUUUCCGCGUCAUCAAGUCAGAGGUACAGAGCUUCGAAGAGUCUCUGAAUCUUGACCGGUCAAGGCCAAGCGGUGACAGUAGCGACGAACAUGCGAGCAAGAGACGAGCAACUUCCCAAAGGAUGCAGCCUUCCUUCCUCACAGACGACUCUGACAUGAUGGACGUCGAUGUUUCUGGAAUUAAGCAGAUGUCUAUAUUCGGAGGAAAGAUUACCAAGGAGCCAGUGUCAACGAGAUUCGACUUGGAUACUCCCAUGAUGUCCCCCUCGCACCUCUCAUCCAUGAAAUCCACACAGUAUCCCACAAGGCUUGCGAACUCAUUCCAAGGUCGUUCCAGCCGUACAUCCUCAGGAUCAACCCUUUCUCACCCUUCAGCCGCGCUCUCGAGCAUUUCCUCCUUAGUCGUCAUAGACCGCUCUGACAACAAGAAAAAGCUCAAUUGGCAGUAUCUAUACUCCCAGCGACGGCGCUUGGAGGCUAAUUGGGAAGCUGAGAGGUAUACUAACUUCCAGCUGCCGCACCCCGCAUAUCCUGAAGAGGCACAUGAGGAGUGCAUAUACACUAUUCAGCAUUCAGGUAAAUAUCUUGUCAGUGGAAGCAGAGACAAAACUUUACGCAUCUGGGAUCUUGACACACGCCGGCUUGUACGACCACCUCUACGAGCACACUCAGGUUCUGUAUUGUGCCUCCAAUUCGAUGCUGAUCCGGAAGAAGACCUGAUCGUUUCUGGGAGCAGUGAUGCAACCGUGGUUCUCUGGAGAUUUUCUACAGGUCAAAUCAUUCAGAGGCUUAGGAAAGCUCAUCGAGAAUCUGUCUUGAAUGUUAGAUUUGAUAAGCGUGUCCUAGUGACUUGCUCGAAAGAUAAGACCAUCAAGAUCUUCAACCGAAAGCCUUUGUCUGCUGGGGAACUCGGUUAUCCUGGCCUUUCAGCUGGUGUCAAUCCCGUGCCGACUUAUCUCAAUAAUUACGGAUUCAACCCGCCGCCCACUGCCGGACUUCCUGUGAAGCCGCCGUACUCUAUGAUUGGCUGCCUGGAGGGACAUGGCGCUGCUGUGAAUGCUGUUCAGAUUUACAACAAUGAGGUCGUUUCUGCAUCAGGGGAUCGCACUGUAAAAGUGUGGGAUUGGCCUGAGCAGACCUGCAUACGCACUUUGAUUGGCCAUUCCAAAGGCAUAGCUUGUGUUCAAUACGACGGACGGCGAAUUGUGAGUGGAAGUAGUGACAAUGAAGUCAAGGUCUUCGACAAGGAGUCUGGUCUUGAAGUGGCCAGUCUUCGUGCUCAUGCAAACCUUGUUCGUACGGUACAAGCUGGAUUCGGAGAUUUGCCAUUCAGUGCAGAAGAGGAUAAAGAGGACGCGAAGGCAAUUGAUCAUGAGUACUUUAGAGCUGUCGAUUCUGGAGCUAUCUCUAGAGCAGCUUAUCAACAACGGGGCCGACCUCGAAAUGCCGGUUCGAGAAAACCAGAAGACAUUACUGCAUAUGGUGCCAAGCUACCACCCGGAGGUGGCGGUGGUAAGUUUGGACGAAUUGUGUCGGGAUCUUACGAUGAAACGAUCAUUAUCUGGAGACGGGAUAAAGAAGGUGUCUGGAGAGCCCAACACACGUUACGACAAGAAGAAGCUGCGCAAGCAGCGUCACGAAUGAUCCAUGAGCCUAGACGAAGCAACGAUAGCAUCACGAGUCAAACGUCACAACUUUCACAACCAUCACAACCUCUGCAAUCACAGCCAUUACCAACUCCUCAAGCUCCUCAGGCAUCGACCUCCACGACUCAAGCCCUCCCACAUACAAUGCAAGCACCACACCCAGAUCUUGAUGCACUAACGGUCCCUUUUGCUCCUGGUAGCGAUGCGUGGUAUCGUUAUACGAUUGCUAUUGCCGUUACUCAGUCACCAGCUGCUCUACGGCAGGCUUUGCAACGUCAUCCUCAGAUCAUGCAACAUGAUUACUUGGAUCAUCUCAUUGCUACGAUGCCUGCAACGACACAACAGAUCAUGAAUACCAUCGUUGGUGCAGCUCGUCAAACCCAUGGGAUGGCAGGAAGUGGAUCAUCGUCUUCAAGUGGUAUACAGCCUCUGAUUCCGUUCCCAACAACUGUACCCAGCGCUUCGAGUGGACCAGUCCCUGCGUCGCAGACAGCUGCUACGCAAACUGUUUCUCAAGGAGCCGCAGUGCAAGCUCCACCAGCCGCCGUUGCACCCCCACCUGCUGUCAUCCAAGCUGCAAUGCCCGCGCCUGCUCCUCAGCCAAGCCACACUCAUCACCAUCACCACCUCCCAACGAAUAUGGCUCGAGUGUUCAAGUUACAGUUCGAUGCUCGCCGGAUCAUCUGCUGCAGUCAGACUAGUAUCAUUGUUGGGUGGGAUUUUGCUAAUGGUGAUGAGCAAAUUAUCGAAGCCAGUCGAUUCUUUGCUCCCAUUGAAUAGUAUUUUCGAUACAUGCAACGGAAGACAAGACAAUACGUAGACAUUUCGCGUCACUUAUUAUGAACGCAAGACGGUUUGUAGAGAUCACGAAGUCAUGAGCGCAGGAGUUUCUCAAGCACAGCGGGUCGGCGGUUGGUUAUGGCGUUAUUUUUGCUGAGGUAGCUAGUGUCUGAAUUUAUGUACAGAAUUAAUUACAAUACGAUGCAUUGACUCACAUGCUGGUCCUGAAUUGAGAAGGAGGGAUAAGAGGAUGACAG